Messenger RNA from Gigantopelta aegis, 1299 nucleotides. Its product is annotated as receptor-type tyrosine-protein phosphatase F-like. Gene Ontology annotation, biological process: axon guidance. The transcript is spliced from 8 exons. Gene Ontology annotation, cellular component: neuron projection. Gene Ontology annotation, molecular function: protein binding; transmembrane-ephrin receptor activity. The annotation marks the transcript as partial. NCBI's taxonomy places the organism in Eukaryota, Metazoa, Mollusca, Gastropoda, Neomphalida, Peltospiridae. The record is from RefSeq and is a predicted model, not a curated record.
AUGGCAGUGGAAACCAUUCCACCCACCGAAUAUGCCCUGCUGCUAGUGUUGGAAAUCGCUCCUGACACACCGGGUCCAUACGACGAUGUCAACAGCAACACAACAGCCCCAAACAUGGAACUGUACUUCUACAGAUCGCAAGGAAUUGUUAGUAGCUACACCGUGACACUGUCUGGAGUUUCGUCUUCCUACAAUCGGGCACAAACUAUAUCUCCAUCAGGACAAGACAAGGAAUCUGUUUAUUUCAGUAAUAUAACAGCUGGAAAAUACUAUAUUCUAGAAAUCAUCGCAGUUAGUUUUGGUGUUCGAAGUGAACCCUACAUCUACAAAAAUAUCCGUGGCGCGGUUAAAGCACCUACCAGUGUUACUCAGUUUUCUGUAUCCAGCAUCACAGACCAGUCGAUGUUUGUACAGUGGAAAGGUCCAAAUAAUCCAAACGGUGUCAUAUAUGGUUAUAUUUUAACUCUACAAAUACAGCAAAGCCAGAGCUGUCAACAGAAGAUUGUGUUCCGCUGCAGUGAUUGUCAAAAUAUGAGUAUUGUUGAUAAUGAUACACACUGCAGCGAUAUUCCACAGACCAUAAUCAACAAGACGAGAAGUGUUCUGAAUAAUCGUAGUGUUGAGUUCAGCCAUACACUGACAGAUCUCCUUCCUUUCAUGCUUUACACGACUGGGGUGUUUGCCAUCAAUGCACUUGAAUACGGACCAUAUGUAAAGUUAGAGAACAUGACUGAAACAAAAGCUGCUGCAACACCAACCGGCUUCUCCAGUUCAAUGGUAACACAUUCAUCAAUAGCAUUGAUCUGGAUGCCAGAAUCACCUCGGCCAGGAUUAACAAACUAUACACUGACAGUUUUUGAGAAAUCAGAAAUCGAUUCAAGUUCCAACAUCCAGAUACAACAGAUAGAGAUACCAGGCUGGAGUAGUACCACUUACAAUGUCAACAGUCUGUCCAGCUACUGGGAUUACAAGUUCACCUUAGUGGCGAUGACCUCUGCUGGGACGUCUGCGCCUGCAACUACAUCAUACAUCAAGACAAGUGAAUCCGCACCAAUUGCAGCAGAAGGGUUCAAUGUUAACACAAUUGCAGAUAACUACACAGCCUUAAGUGUAAGCUAUCAGUGUCCGAAGCAGAAAGAUGGAAGAAAUGGAGUAAUACGGUCUUCUAACUUAAAGUUCGAGUCAUUUCAGGCAAAAGUUGAUGCACCUAUUAAUGGUAACAAGAUGAUUGCACCCAGUGGUAAUUGUGAAUUUAAGACAACUGUAACCAUUACUCCAGAAGUCAACUACACGUUCUCU